This is a messenger RNA of Notolabrus celidotus (New Zealand spotty), 5070 nucleotides long. It is a transcript of the gene arhgap45b, whose product is annotated as Rho GTPase activating protein 45b. Gene Ontology annotation, cellular component: membrane. Lineage: Eukaryota; Metazoa; Chordata; Actinopteri; Labriformes; Labridae. Gene Ontology annotation, molecular function: GTPase activator activity. Gene Ontology annotation, biological process: signal transduction; activation of GTPase activity. The record is from RefSeq and is a predicted model, not a curated record. Bases 1143 to 4820 code for a protein of 1225 amino acids. The transcript has 24 exons.
AAAAGCGUGAGGUCACUCGUAGGAGACACACGUGUCAGGAUGAACUAAUUAGGCUUGCUGUGAAUCUGAACACGACCACAGGUGAUUGUAUCUGUUUGUUUGCGUAAGAGUGUCGUUAAGUGUCACUUCACGUUCAUUUGAGUAAAGAAAGAAGUUUGGUUGUAGAAAGUACAAAAUUGAGGAUGUAGUUUCAUGAGUGUAUUUCAGACACAAGAGGCCUAGUUCUUCCAAAAUCUUUGUUGAAAAAUCAUAGUUCACCAGAUUGUCCCCCCCCCUCCCCUCCCCUCCCCCGGUUAGGAAAUUGAAGUUACGCACAGAGCGGAUGCAGGAGCGCACAGACACUUUGCGGUGAGCUGUCUGUCUCUCUGUCAGUGAGCCUGCGCGGCUCAAUGUGUGACAGCGGGAGGAGGAAGACAGACAGACGGUUACCGUGGCUGAAGGCAGGAUUGGAUGGCAUCGAGCUCCCGCUGAGAGCGAGCGGCACAACACCCAAGUGGCGAGUCGGGGGGUGGGUGGGGGGGCUGUACGUCAAACUUAAAGAAGUCAGGAUGGACGGCAAAGGCACCCUGAAGAUGUUCACGAGGAAGAAACGGGAACUGAUAAAGACACCAUCCAUCUCAAAGAAGAGCCGAGCAGGAAGCCCCGGGCCACAGAGCGCACCGUCUGCAGUGAGUAGCGCGCAUCACUUCUGGUUUCUGCCACUGCUUUUCAUUGUGCCUGUGAGAGUGUGUGAGUGUGUGUGUGUGGUGUCAGAUGAGCUGCAGCUGGAGGGGACAGGCUGCACAAAGAGCUUCGGACAAGGGACGAUUGUCUGCGUGUGUACGUGUGUGAGUUGGGAGACCACUAAAAACUGAUGUGACCUUUAGUUGAGUGUGGUUUUUAAAGCCUUGUGACCGACACUGCAGACUCUUCCUUGUGAGGUGUCACAGAUCUUCAUGCUCAGAUGUGUGACUGACUGCUUUCUGACUCAAUUCAGACUCACUUGAGGUGCAUCGUUUUGUGUCUCUAUUACUAAAGCAGUGGCAGGCUCCUGUGUGUGUGUGUCUGUGUGUCUGUGUCUGUGUGUGUGCGCGUGCUCUUUCAUGAUUAGUUUCAAAAGUUGCAUUAGUUAGAAUGGGAACGAAGCUGUAGGUUAAAGGAGCAUGCUGAAACGUGGAGCCAAAAGUAGCUACAACCCUUACUCUACGAGUCAGAGAGCUAAGAAAGGGGAGUCUAAAGGCAAGGACAGACUGGACAUACUGCCCAACAGGCACAGUGUGUGGCUGAAGCAGCUCUCCAUCCUCCAGGAGCAGCCAAGGAAAGAUGCAGGCGAAAACACCCUCGCUUCCUCACCCUGUUUUUCUUCUUCAUGUUCAUCCUCUGCUGGAGUCCAGGACCCUUCCCUGUCCUGCCCAGGCACCCCUAGCACCCAGCAUGGUAAACUGGUGACAGCGCAAGGUGUGGGCUGCCCAUCUCCUGUGGCCACCCUGAAGAGACCGACUGCGCUGAGCAGACACGCCAGCGCCGCAGGGUUCCCACUGCAGUCAUGGGUUUUCAACCGAGGCCAGGGGAAAGGGGCCACGACCCCUACUACUCCCUCUGAUAGUCCAGACAGCACGGCCAUUGAAGUGGAGGACAUCCCGGCCCUGCUGAGGGAUGUGGCGCGUUUUGCUGAGGCUGUGGAGAAGCUGAAAGAUGUUGUGUUGGCUGAAGGUAAGGAGAAUCAGCGGCCCAUGGCUCACGAGUGUUUGGGUGAGGUCCUGCGGGUGCUGCGUCAGGUCAUCAACACUUACCCUCUGCUCAACACUGUGGAGAUCCUCACUGCUGCUGGCAAGCUCAUAUCUAAGGUCAAAGGGUUCCACUACGAGGCUUGUAACGAGAUGGACAAAAUGGACUUUGAGAAGGCGAUUGAAACCAUCGCAGUUGCUUUUAGCAGCAAUGUGUCUGAACUCCUGAUGGGAGAGGUCGACAGCAGCACGUUGCUCUCCCUGCUGCCUACUGAGAAGAGCAGGUCGAUGGAGAACUUAUACACAGCCACAGGCCACGGAGCAGAUGGGGGAGCGUUCAGGAGCGACCUACAGGACAUGGGCAGGGUUGAGGAGGUGGAUGUGAUCCUCCAGCGCAGUGAGGGAGGCGUGGACUCCGCACUGCUCUAUGCCAAAACCAUUUCCAAGUACAUGAAAGACUUGAUGAGCUACGUGGAGAAAAGGACUUCACUGGAGACUGAGUUCUCCAAAGGCCUCCAGAGAUUAUACCAGUCCUGCAAACACAACAUAACACAUCCCCACAUGCCCCUCUUCUCCAUUUACUCUCUGGCUCUGGAGCAGGACCAGGAGCAGAGUGUGGGGCUGCAGCAGGCCAACAACACCCUGAACACCCAGACCUUUAUCCAUCCUCUAUUGCAGCGGAAACAGGAGCACGAAAAAAGGCGGAAGGAGAUCAAGGAACAGUGGAUUCGAGCCAAAAGAAAACUGAUGGAAUGUGAGGCGAACCUUCGGAAAGCCAAGCAAGUGUACAUGGUCCGCUGUGAGGAGUAUGACAAGGCCAAAACAGCAGCCUGCAGAGCUGAGGAGGAAGGAGGGGGGUCCACGGCAAAGUCUCUGGAGAAGAAGAAACGAGUAGAGGAAGAAGCUCGCAAUAAGGCGGACGAAGCGGAGGCCACCUACCGGACAUGUAUAGCAGAUGCAACCACUCAGCAGCUGGAGCUGGAGCACACAAAGGUCACAGUGCUGAGACUACUGCAGGACGUCAUCAAACAGAGUGACCAGACCCUGCGCUCGGCGACCAUCUCGUACUACCAGCUCAUGCACAUGCAGACUGUAGCCCUUCCUGUCCACUACCAGACUCUGUGUGAGAGCAGUAAGCUGUAUGAUCCAGGCCAGCAGUACGCCGCUCAUGUGCGAGACCUGCAGCUGCCCGAGCAGCCGCAGGUCCAAUACUUGUUUGAGAAUUACUCUUCCUCCAGCUCAUCACACCAUGGCCACAGACCAAGGAAUGACAGUUUUAACACAGAACCGUCGAGUCAAUCUGACAGCCCUGCCACCAGUGUGAACACAGCAGCUGGAGACCACAGAGACACUGAGGCUCACCGCAAGAGGCAGGGCCACAAGUCAUGGGGCUCAACAGUUAGCGAUGACAGUGUUGCAGGAGAGGGAGGACUAGAUUCCCCUUCAGCCAGCACAAGUGACAUCAGUAAAAUUGCUCGGACAUCAUCCACUGGAACAAUGUCGUCUAAUGAGGAUGUAGAUGAGAAAGACGGGACCUCGAACUCUUUUGAAACUCCAAGUAUGAAUGGCAUGGAUCCCGAUGUGGUUGUGUCCACCAGACCUUUCCGUAAUGUUGGCCUGUCUAAAGCAGCCCAGACCCACAGACUGAGAAAGCUACGGACUCCUGCCAAGUGUCGGGAGUGUGACAGCUACGUUUAUUUCCAGGGGGCAGAGUGUGAGGAGUGCAUCCUGGCUUGUCACAAACGCUGUUUGGAGACUCUGACCAUCCAGUGUGGCCAUAAGAAACUACAGGGCCGCCUGCUACUCUUUGGCAGGGAGUUCACUCAGGUGGCCAGCUGUGGCAGUGAUAGUGUCCCCUUCAUCAUCACCAAGUGUAUCACUGAAAUAGAGAGACGGGCGCUAAAAAUGAAGGGUAUCUACAGGGUGAACGGGGUGAAGACUCGUGUGGAGAAGUUGUGUCAGGCCUUUGAGAACGGAAAGGAGCUGGUCGAGCUGUCACAGUGUUCACCACAUGACAUCAGCAACGUGCUCAAGCUGUAUCUCAGACAGCUUCCGGAGCCCAUUAUGCUGUUCCGUCUGUACAACAGGCUUAUGGGUUUGGCCAAGGAGAGUCUGCAGGGUGAAGGAGACACAACGACAGCGGAGGAGACCGAGUCAAGCAGUAUUAUUCCAGGAGUGGGAAGAGCACCGGAGCUGGUGGAUCACGGCCCUGACAGUGAUCCAGAGGUCCUGGUCCUGGUGGACAAGCUGAAGGAGCUUCUGAAAGAGCUGCCCAAGGCGAACAUUUCUACCCUACGCUACAUUAUUCGCCACCUCCGGAGGAUUGCGGAGCUGGAGGAAGACAACAAGAUGAGUCCAAGUAACCUGGGUAUUGUGUUUGGUCCCUCUUUGAUGCGACCUCGUCCAACUGGGGCCACGAUAUCCCUCUCCUCUCUGGUCGAUUACCCCCACCAGGCUCGCAUUGUGGAGGCCAUGAUCGUCUUCUAUUCAUCCAUCUUUCAUUCCAAAACGUCUCAGUCCCACAAAACCCCCCGCUCUACUUCUUCCUCCAAUCAGCAGGACCAUACUCCAGAUGACAAGGCGGAGAGAUCUGCUGAUGUAGAGGAGAGUGGCAGCAUAGACGAGCAGAAUAAACCAGAUUUUGAAAAGAUGGAGGAGGGAUGUGGAAGUUCUUUAGGGUCAUUGGGGUCGAGUGAGCAGAUCCCAGAUUCUGACUCAGAGCUGGAAGAGAGCGGCCAGAGGACCAGACAGUGCAUGCUGUCAAAGCAAGAGAGCGAGAUCAGCAUAGAAGACGAUCAGAUGAGCUACAGGGACAGUUUGGACCUGUCCAGUCAGUCUGCAACCCUCACUGACCAGGAACAAGACACGGAAAAGGACCAUUACGACCCGGACAGCUCAGAGCCCCCAGCACUGCCAGACAGCGGACCACCAGACAGCGACACAGGGGCAGAGAAGGACCUGUGUGAGUCUCUGGCCGAGCUCAAUGUUAACCAGUCUAACAACAACUACCCAUACUCCUCCAUUCUAAGCCUUUCAGGUCUCCCACUGUCACGUCUGUGUGGAAAGAAGUUACCCCUGACCCGAAACAGGGACAACGAGCCUGAGUUUGUCUGAUAUCAUCUGUGAAAUUAUUGAGUAAGAAGGUCUGAUAACUUGAGUUUAGGGAAAGGAAUUAUUUUAUAUAUAUUACAAUCCAGUGAUGGUGCCUAUAGAGCAACGUUUGUAUAUUCGCAGCUGUAUUGUUCUCUCCCACCAGUGAAACAUCUUAAUGCUUACUGCUGUUUGAUGCCUCUAUCGUUUGAUUAUAUAUGAACAUGUUUGACUCCAAUGACGAUAAAGUUAUUGUGCCAGUUUUUAUUUUUAA